AAUAGUAGAAGAUAGAAGAAAGAAAAAAAAUCAGAAAGCUAAUGGCGACGACGGAGAUGAACGAGAAUCUGAUCAACUCCUUCGUCGAGAUUACUUCAUCAUCAAGAGAAGAAGCUACCUUCUUCCUCGAAAGUCACCGUUGGGAUCUUGACUCUGCCGUUUCAACUUUCCUCGAUAACGAUGCCGCUGCAGCCGCAGCCGUCGUACCAAACCCUACCGGACCACCACAACCGACUUCUUCGGUUGCCGCUGUACAAUCUCCUUCUCAAUCUCACUCCCCCGAUUACACUCCUUCUGAAACCUCUCCUUCUCCUUCGCGAUCACGAUCACCAUCUCCGUCUUCUCGCGCUGCUCCUUACGGUCUCCGAUCGAGAGGCGGCGCUGGAGAGAGUAAGGAAGCUGAGAAUCCUUCUGGGAGUAGAGGUACUAGGAGCCGUCAACAAGCUGGGAAUAUCCGUACGUUCGCCGAUCUGAACCGUUCUCCUGCUGAUGGUGAGGGCAGUGAUUCUGAUGAGGCGAAUGAGUAUUAUACUGGUGGAGAGAAGAGUGGGAUGAUGGUGCAAGAUCCUAAGAAGCCAAAAGAUGUUGAUGCACUAUUUGACCAAGCUAGGCAGGUAGCUGUAGACAGACCUGUUGAAUCAUCAAGAUCAGCUUCUAGGAGCUUCACUGGAGCUGCACGAUUGUUGUCUGGUGAAACUGUUUCCUCUACUCCUCAGCAACAACAGCAAGACCAGCCUCAGAUGGUUAUGCACACCAUCACUUUCUGGUUGAAUGGUUUCACCGUUAAUGAUGGUCCGUUGAGAGUGUUUAAUGACCCGGAAAACAAAGACUUUAUGGAGAGCAUCGUAAAGUCAGAGUGCCCCCAUGAACUUGAACCUGAAGAUAGAAAGAUCGGUGUUCAUGUCGACCUUGUCAGGCGUGAAGAAAAUUUCACAGAACAACCAAAACCCAAAACUCCAUUUCAAGGUGUAGGAAGAACUCUAGGAGCAAGUGGAUCCGGAUCAAGUUCAGCUGCUGCAGAACCACAAACCUCAUCCGCCCCAAUGAACACAGCACCAGCACCAUCAAGAGGGCUAAUAGUAGAUCCAGCAGCACCAACUACCUCGAUCCAGCUCAGAUUAGCAGACGGAACACGCCUCGUCUCCAGGUUCAAUAACCACCACACUGUCAGAGACGUGCGUGGGUUCAUCGACGCUUCAAGACCCGGCGGCUCCAAAGAAUACCAGCUACUAACCAUGGGGUUCCCUCCUAAACAACUGACAGACUUGGACCAAACCAUCGAGCAAGCCGGCAUUGCUAACUCAGUCGUCAUCCAGAAAUUCUAGACUUACUAAACAUCCCUCUCUGUUGGUUUUAAUUGGUUUUCGAACCUUAUGAUAGCUGACUUGAACCAUUUGGUCAAUGCUCCAAAGGCCUUGGAUAAUUUUUAGAUUCAUCAAACCUCUUUUCUUCAGAUUUAUUAGUCAGUUUUAAUUAUUUAUUUCA
This is a messenger RNA of Capsella rubella, 1485 nucleotides long. Its product is annotated as plant UBX domain-containing protein 5. Gene Ontology annotation, biological process: membrane fusion; proteasome-mediated ubiquitin-dependent protein catabolic process; autophagosome assembly. Bases 42 to 1325 code for a protein of 427 amino acids. The transcript is spliced from 4 exons. Gene Ontology annotation, cellular component: cytosol; nucleus. NCBI's taxonomy places the organism in Eukaryota, Viridiplantae, Streptophyta, Magnoliopsida, Brassicales, Brassicaceae. The record is from RefSeq and is a predicted model, not a curated record. Gene Ontology annotation, molecular function: ubiquitin binding.